AUGGCAUUAUUCUUCCUAGACAAUGUACCUCCCGAACUCCUCGAUGCUAUGACCAUCAGCGGCUGGGAGUCAAUGUUGAGAUCUUGUGAACGUGAUGCAUACCUACGUUCUUUGCCCUCUCCAUGGAGGAAUCCACAAAUUGCCCAGAUUAUAUUGGACAAAGUCAACCUGAAAACAAAUCUGGCAACCACUACUGCACUUGAGCGGGCCAAUUUGCUUGCUGUGGCAGCAGAGACUGGAAACAUGUCUCUUACUCAACUACUACUUGAUAGGGGGUGUAGGCCUAUCUUGUCUCAAAUGUUACACACACCUGUUUCUCGUGCAGUGAAUAAUGGGCAUGCCAAAAUUAUAGAGACUUUUCUCCGUUGCCCGGAUUAUCCGGUCUCUCAACUUGAUGUUGCUUCUGCGGCGGAAAAGGGAGAAACAACGACUGUGCUUACGCUUCUUAAAAAAGUGAAAAGAAAGGAUUUCAAGAGCUUUGCCCAAGUUGCGUUGAAUGCAGCUUCCUAUCCAGACAAAUUUGUACCCAUGAUGGAAGAUGUUUUUCUUGACGUCCUCACCAAAAAAGACACGAUGACUUUGGUUUCGAUGGCCAUAAGCUCCAAUGGUCCUCAAAUUUCGCGGUUAGGCCACUUGGAAGCUAUGAAAUUCUUACUCGAGAAAGGGGACAAGCAACCAUUUGACAAAAUACCCUAUUACUUCGAAAUUAUCAGACGACGUUCGAAAGGAUCUACUUCGUUCUUAGAGCACGCGGCGGCCGUUUGCCCAGUUACUCAAUUCCAAGCAGCACUUGCGCAAUGGAAUCUUGUGCUUGACCCAGAGAACGAUCUUUGCAAAGCUGCACUUGUUGCCGCUGCCCUUCUCAAGAAAGUAGAGAUACUUCAGCUAUUUAUUGACAAAGGCUUUGAUGUCAAUUCCUCAUACUUACACCGUGGGAAGUUCUCGCCGUUGCUGCAUCUAGUAGUGGAAACACUGGAAGACGAGAAUGGCGAGGUCAUUGGCGUGGAUGAUGAACACGCGCGAAUACGACAGCCUAAGCAGCCCAAAAGACAUCCAUGGUUGGACCACAUUCAUCCACACGCAUCAAUACAGUUGCUCAUCGAGCAUGGUGCUAAAAUCGAUCAAGUGGACUCGAAUGGCCGAACUGCUUUGUUCUUGACUACAGAAAGAAGGACGCUCUUCUUGACAAAGGAGCUGCUCAGGCUAGGAGCAAACCCCGUGCUCAGUGGGCCGGGAAAGCCUAGUCCUCUCGAGCUGGCCAUUUCCCAAGGGCAACCAAAAUAUGUCAAAGCCUUUUUAGAGGCCAUGGAGGCUCGUUCCAUCGUCUGUGACAACUUUGUUAGCCUCAUCCCUGACUCUCUGCCAGUAGAGACGCUGCCAAACAGAGCUUCUGGUGAACGAUUUUCUGUCCCUUCAGGAUAUCGAUUGUCACAACGUCGAAUGCUUGCUCGAGAUGGACAGAUGGGACCUACCAAAACCCUUCCGGCACCUUGUGCAGAGGCACCUAGGCAACCCACCCUAAGCUGGGAAGAUAUAAGCACAGAUGAGGAGAUCUGGCGGGAGGGACUUCGAAAUUCGGAAGAUAAUUUGAUAUCAAUUUGGUCUCCAACCGAGGACGAUGACUGCAUUAGCGAUUUACGCUGGGUGCGGUUUUUCAUCACAAAGGCGAUGACUCAAUAUCACUGGCGAACGAUGUACCCAGUGCCAGUUUAG
Molecule: messenger RNA, 1713 nt
Organism: Penicillium vulpinum
Lineage: Eukaryota; Fungi; Ascomycota; Eurotiomycetes; Eurotiales; Aspergillaceae
Product: ankyrin repeat domain-containing protein
Exons: 1
Coding region: 1-1713 (570 amino acids)
Molecular function (GO): protein binding
Source: RefSeq, a predicted model, not a curated record